AUGAUUCAAAAAUUGAUACAAGUUAUUGCCACUAAUCGAUUCUUAUUGCCACCAUUAAACAAUCCAAAACCUGAAAUUAGACGAUUGCCAAAAGCUGAAAUUAGAUCAAUACGACUGAACAACUGUGGAAUCAAAACAGUAGCACCAGAUGCUUUCACCAACUUUUCAGACCAUCUGGAAGAACUGAACCUGUCUGGGAACGAAAUCACAACAAUACCUCAACUUGACAAUCUAGCAAGACUAAUAACUCUGGACUUCAGUUACAAUAAAAUUACCGAAAUACCCGAAAAUUGUUUUAGCAAUGUUAAGCUGUUAAAAAACUUGAAACUGCAAGGCAACAGCAUUUGUACUCUACCAAGGUUGGCACUGAAUGAAAUCAAAGAAAAGCUGGAAUUACUCGACUUGAGCAACAAUUGCUUGAAUCAUGUUCCAGCUCAAAACCUCCGGAAUUCGUUAAAUAUGCAGUAUUUAGACCUAUCUCGAAACAGUAUUAGUGAAAUAGCAAACUUUGAAUUGAUCAAUCUCCCUCAACUACAAGAACUGCGAAUGCAGCGAAACAAUUUACAACGGAUAGCACCAAUGGCUUUUAUGAAUGUACCGAAACUGCAGCAUUUAUAUUUAAACGAAAACCUUCUAUCAAACUUCGAGUCUAUUCGCAUGUUUCAAAAUCUCGAAAUUUUAGACCUUUCAAGAAACCAACUGAAAGAGCUUCCAUUGCUGAAAGAAUUGCCAAUGAUCAAGGAAAUACGGGCAGACUUCAAUCAAAUAGGAAAAAUUGAUACGCUUACGUUCAGUUCAAAUCCAAGCUUAAAAUUGAUAAAUCUACAAAAUAACCAGAUAUCGUCAUUAUCACGAAACGGUUUUGACUCUUUGGAACAGCUGAAUGUUCUACUUCUGAACAAUAAUUUACUUGCUAGCAUAGAACGUGGUAUGUUAGACGGCAUGAGAAACCUACAACAGUUAAGCUUAAGUAACAAUUCGCUAAUCAACGUCAGCGAUAAAUCCUUCAGCUCAGUUCCGCUUCUAACUUCACUUGACCUAUCCAACAACAAAAUAGAGUCGCUAUCAGCCAAUUUGUUCGAUCCUUUGACCCAGCUAUUUUGGCUUGAUCUUUCCAACAACAAAAUCGUUUCAAUAGAAAAAGGAACAUUUAAAAAUCGAAUUGCUCAUGUUCUUCUUCACGGUAACCAUCUUGUUUGCGACAAAAAUACUGAAUGGCUAGUUGAUUAUCUGGUUGCCAAUCACGUACGAACAUUUCUUCCGUUUCAAUCAGAAAUUGUUUGUACAGAACCAGAAAAAAAUGUUGGUGUUCGAUUAAAAGAUUUGAUGAUUAGAAAAUCAAACGAAACAAUGAAUGUACAACGUCAACUUAAUCAUCCACCAACAAUAAAUCAAAAUUUACUUCAAAAAAUAAUAUCCGAUAAAUUCAAUACCGGUUACCAAAAUAGUCUACCAACUCCGCCCCAAAAUUCUCAGAGAACUCAAGUUGCAAUAUCGGACGUCGUCAAUGCAAUCAGAACAAUGCCAAACGCCGCUGUAAAUAUUCCUGGUCUAGGCAACAUCAACCUUAGUCAGCUUCCACCAAGUGUAAUUAGCUAUGUGCUUCGUGGAGGACAAAUCCCAGGUGUACCAAAAGAAACCUUAGACAAAGUGAUCGCCAGUUACGCCGAGAGAAUUCAAUCUGCAUAUAAAGCUCAAAAUGGGAAUACUAUUGGUAAAACAAUAAUACUGCAAGAGAACAACAGCAGCAGUAGCAGCAGCUACACAAAUGCAGUCAUUAAUCUUGACGAUCUACAAAAACUUAGUGGAGAAAGCAAUGAAAGCUCGUCAAAAUCUUCGGAUGCAUCAAUAACUACCGACCUAACUGACAGUAAAACGUUGAUAAAUACCAUACGCUUGCCACCACAACUUUUACAACUGCUUAAACUGCUACCACCAAAUUAUGAUAUUACAAAAAUCCCAAACGAAGUCAUGCAAACAGUAUCCAAAAAUGAGAUCCCCGAUUUUGCCCUGCUUCCCGCAGAUCUUCAACAACAUUUGAUGAAUAAUAUACAUAAUGUGGUGAACGCUCUAGCUGAUAAGCAAAAUGUCACAAUCGAUGAUAUCCUUAAAAAGUUACCAAAAUUCGACCGCCCUGCUGCUCCAACAUUUGCGCCGUACAGUAUCGAUGAGGUCCGAAAUGAUUUGAUACACACAAAGAAUAAACUGGAAAAACAACGUCGAAUUCAUCUUUACACAGAACUUUUAUUAAGCUUUGUUGGUGCAAUCUCAACCAUCGUCAUUAUUGUUUUGUGUAUCUAUACAAAGCGAAAACGUCAAGCUCAGCUCGUAAAAGGUGUGGAAGCCGAUUCACUG
This is a messenger RNA of Enterobius vermicularis (human pinworm), 2355 nucleotides long. Lineage: Eukaryota; Metazoa; Nematoda; Chromadorea; Rhabditida; Oxyuridae. The record is from the annotation of a GenBank genome assembly.